AUGCGUGAUAAUCGAUGUAUCAGUAUAGUUGGUUGUGGUAGCAUGGGUUUUGCACUUGCUCAUCGUUUAUUGUUGAGCGGAUUUACUGUAGUAAUGGGCAGCCGCUAUCCAGACAAACGAAAAGAAACAGAAUUUGAAAUAGUCUCUAUAGACGAAUGUAUUCGCCGUUCGACUAUUAUCUUCAUUGCCAUUCAUCCAGAACACUAUAUUGAUUCACUUGUAUCACAUCUUGAACGCGAUCCAUCGUUACUGAAUGAGAAAAUUUUGGUUGACCUAUCAAAUCAAACACGCAAAAAACUAAAUCUGAAUGAGCCUUCCAAUGCAGAUCAAUCCGUUCGAUAUGGGUUCUCUUCAAGCAGCACAUCAACUGGAACGUGA
Messenger RNA from Rotaria socialis, 378 nucleotides. The record is from the annotation of a GenBank genome assembly. NCBI's taxonomy places the organism in Eukaryota, Metazoa, Rotifera, Eurotatoria, Philodinida, Philodinidae.